Zerene cesonia (dogface butterfly) is the source of this 3038-nucleotide messenger RNA. Its product is annotated as SUZ domain-containing protein 1-like. Bases 19 to 600 code for a protein of 193 amino acids. NCBI's taxonomy places the organism in Eukaryota, Metazoa, Arthropoda, Insecta, Lepidoptera, Pieridae. The transcript is spliced from 3 exons. The record is from RefSeq and is a predicted model, not a curated record.
ACUCACGCUAGAGUCAACAUGGCGUCGCAAGAUGAAGUUGACGUAUGUGAAAGUUGGGAGGAUAUGGACGAAAUUGGUUUAGACCAGAAGAUCCAGCUAAUGUCAAGUGUCCCAUCAACGACAACAUUGAAAAGUUGCAAGGUUACUAACGUAAUAGUGGAGGAUAACGCGUGUAUAGGCUCCCAGUGCAUAAUGCCAGAGCCAGCUAUUCGUAUAUUAAAGCGGCCGUCUUCUAUGUCGAGCGGCCAGCUCAACGGAGAGAACCGUGCCCGUCCUGUAAAAACUUUAGAACAAAGACAAAAAGAGUAUGAAGAGGCCCGUUUGCGAAUAUUAGGGGAAGCUCGGAGCCCAGAAGACGUCAUUGACGAUAACCUGAGCCGCUUGCAAGACAAACUGCAAGCCAACAAUAUAAAUGACAACCCAAAGUCAACAAAGAAUUGUCAAAACGAUAAUGCCAAAGGAAGGGAAAAGAAAGUUCUGGCUCGGUUGCCGCCCGGUGCCACUGCAUCUGGUAUAUUCCCCUCCCCACCUCCACCAGGUGUGCUGGUGAUAAGAACACCAAGGGGUCCUGACGGUACAAAGGGUUUUGUGCGGAGGUAGCAUUAUCUGAUUAUAUUAUUUAAAGUUUAUCAUAAUCGUUAUGACUGGUAACGCUUUGUGCCUGGUUUUACAAUUUCUGUAAGUUUUUAAGCAUCUAGUUAUAAAUAAUAUUAUGGAUUGUCAUUGCCAAGUCUUGUGGCCUUGCAUCUAUGCAGUUAUUAUUUAAAAUUGCAUGUGUACCUAGUUGUUAUUGACCUUUGUGUCAAAAGCUAGUGAAAGGUACAGAGUGAUAUGCUACUGCGAGUGCAAUGCAAAUAACUCAAUAUCAAAUUGUACCUUUAAAUGUGAAUACACUAGAUAUGUUAUUGUAAAUGGAAUUCAAAUUAAAGUAGAUUUAACAAAAAGUACUCUGUUUUGUUGAAUAACUUCUAUUUGAUAUAUUUCCAUUGUAAAAAUUACAUUUCCUAUGUAUUGUCACUGUCAAAAUAUCACUUGCUUUCUAAGGGCUAUAUCAGCGUUUGGAUGGCAAUUUAACAAUAGUAUGAGGGUAUUUAUAAAAAAUCAUAGAAUUGUAAUGAAAAGUAUAUAUGGUACAGUUUGUUAACAUAAUCUUUAUAAACAUUUUACAUAAUUUCAGCGAGUACUUACAGAUAUUGUAAAAUCAUGUAAAUAUGCACUUUCUGGGGAACAAUUAUAUUGUACAAUACAAUAAUUGAUGAAACUCCCAUAGAUUUUAAUGUUAUAGUCUCUUCGACUGUAAGAAUUGACACUGUGCCUCAUGUUAUUUAUAUUUUGUCAUUUAAAUAUUUUAAUCGUCUUAACACACGCGUACAAACUGUAAUAACGUUUGUAUGCAGUUUUUAUAUAAGUAUAAGGUUUUAGCUGAAUACUAUCACAUGUUUUUAAUUGCAACUACGAUAAUUAUUUAAGUUUCUUUUUAAAUUCUAUACAGAGCAGUAUUAGGAUGAGGGGCCCCGGAAUUGAGGCUCUUUAAUCAAUUUACUUUGUUAUAUGAGGAGUGAAAGUUAAAUAAUUGUUGUAGUUGUUAUAGCAGUAAAGAUUAAAUUAAUUAUUUGUGUAUAAUUUCGUUGAAUUAAAAUAAUUAGAACUGCUCUAAGAUGCGCAACAACAGACAUUUUAUAGACCAAGUAUAAAUAAAAAUACAUUUUAUUGCCGAAGUUAGCAAUCAAAACCAAGGUCUUGGUGUCGUUGUGAAAAUACCAAUUUAAAGUUAAAAAUUAUUUGGUUUCUAUUUACUUUAAAUUUGCGUGAAUGUUCCGAUUGAAAUUUACUUAAAAAAAAAAAUCUUCUUUGUGAAGUUCUAAUAUCUAUAUGUACAGGCCAAAGGGUUUUGAUGCUAUAAUGAACUACUAAUAUUUAGGUACAAUUGUUUUGAUUUUGCAUCUCUAAGGAAAUUAGUUGAAAUCGCGUAGCUUUAAUUUUAAGCAUAGGCGUAAUAAGAAAUAAUGAUCUGCUAUGUACAACUUACGUGAUACAAAAUCAGAAUGAUGUGUAAUCACAUUACGAAUAUUGUAUAGCAUCCAUAUUGUGACAUCUAGUCAUUGUAUACUGUACUUUGCAUGGGUAUUUUUAAAUUUAACAUUUUAUACACACUAUAACGGUUUAUGAGGCGUUUUGUUAUUAUUUUACUUGGAAUAUACCCUGCUUUUAUAUUGUGAAAAUUGGAUAUUAAUUAACGUAAAAAUGGAGUGUUAUCGUGUGUCAAGAUAUUAAAAAUACAACUUGAGCAUUCUUUGUGGGUUGUCCAAUGUCGAAAUGUUCUUAAUAUUCAUCAAAAAUACUUGUCGAUGUUUUGUUAUUUUCGUAAAAGGAUUCCUCGCAUACCAAAUAAUAUUCUCAACCAAAAUUUUACAAAACGAUCAAAAUGUAAAUUAUCGCAAUUGGUAUACGUAGGUUUGUAACAUUCUUAAUCUAGAAAAAAAUUAGUUUUAAGGUAAACAAUGGAUUGUGAUAUAGUAAUCUAAUUACAAGCCUUGUGUUACAUCUAUUUUAUUCUAAUGUGCUUUACGUUUAUAUGACUGUCGCGGUGAUUCUUUUGUAACUUUUCUGAUAUGGUUAAGAUGCUAAUAAUUAGGUUUUAGAACCUAUGCCGAUUUUUAUUAAUUUGGGCCAAUGUAUUCUAUUUGCGUGCUAGGUGUACCAAUUAUGUGAGAAAUACCAAAAUAUUUCAUGUGACUUAAGAAUCACCGCCAUUUUAUAUUGAAUGGGUUCGUACUCAUUGUAUAUCACAUAAUAAUUAUAUAAAACCGAACGCACAAUAACGUAUACAUUAGAGACAUGAAUUUUUAUGCGUGUUCAAAAUUUUAUACAAUAUAACGUUUUUACCUGAGACAGACAAGGACAAUGUUGAAUAAUAAAAUAAUAUUAAAUUGUGAAUUUUUAAGCGCAUUUACUUUCAAUUUUAUGUUCCUUAAAAUGUGUGAAUGUGUGUAUAUGUUACGCUCAAAGACCAAAAGCGCAAAUCCGCGAAAAAAAAA